AGCCUUCCGGUGCUGUUGCUGUCGGACAUCUUCGACUGCCGGACAUUAGAUGAAUGCCAACAGCUGUUCGUUUUGAUCGAAAACAAAGUCGAUGUCUGGAAGGAAGAGGUGUUCUUCAAGAAUGUGAAAAACCAAUUGUUGCGGUCGUGUAAUGAUCUGCUGAGACGACUGUCCCGCUCGCAGAACACGGUCUUCUGCGGCCGUAUUCUUGUGUUUUUGGCCCGAUUUUUCCCACUCUUCGAGAGAUCGGGUCUUAAUCUGAUCUCAGAGUUCAAUCACGAGAACGCGACCACUUUUGCCCUCCAGGAGGACGGAGUGCUCACCGAUUCGAUGACUAGCGAGUCGUCGACCGCCGAAGACAUGAAAGAGUCGGACAAAAUACAAGUGGAUUACAAUUUCAUGGCGUUCAAGACCGUCAACGUCCUGAAGAAGGCGUUAGGCAUGUGGUUGCUGCACAACGUCCGCAAGUCAUCGAAAUUUAACCACCCAAACUCUUGCGCCAACUUUCAGGUGUUGGGCGACAGCAACGACAGCAUGUAUUUCGCCAAAUACCUGACGAACCAAAAGCUCUUAGAAUUACAAUUAAGUGACUCUAACUUCCGGAGAUAUAUUUUGGUCCAGUUCCUCAUUCUCUUCCAAUACCUCACGUCUAGCGUACGCUUCAAACAGGAGGCGCACACCCUCUCGGAGGAGCAGUCCGUUUGGGUCACCGAAACUACCGCUAAAAUCAAUGCACUCAUCGAAGAGACGCCUCCCAAUGGGCCCGAAGUUCGCAAAAGCAUCGAAAAGAUAUUAAAACGCGAAGAGUAUUGGAGUAAUUGGAAGAACGAGGGCUGUCCUGAACUCAAAGAGAUCACCGAAAAUGAGGCCGAAUUCAAGAAGAAUGAGACGAGCAUUAGAUCGACGUAUAGCCGAAAACGCAAAUUAGGCGAUGAGUUGAAGGCCGCGGAAGCCGCGCAUCGCAUACUAAUUGGUAAUCCAGAGCUGAACGCCAUUUGGAACUUAUGUCCCGACAAUUGGGAGGCCUGUCGCUCAAAGAAACGCCUUUUCACCCCUUCCGUCGAGAAGUUCUUCGAGAAUGCAGUCAAAGCUAAUCCCAAACAGAGGGCUGAGAUCUGUUCGGACAGUGACUUCAGUUGGCGAGCAUUACGUCUGUUGAGUCAAAAGAGUCACCAUUUCUUCUCUCCGAGCAAUCAAGUGGUGAAACCAGUGAACAGUCAUUUGGAAGGAGUGGUCGAGAAAUUGUCCAAAGAGUUUCCAACCGAAACCCAAAGCAACGCCAAUGACUUCGACAUCGAUGACGCCGAAGAUAUAAGUGAUGACGAGUUAGGACUUAGGAAUGUGGACACCGUGGACAACAAUACCACUCCUAACACUCCCAACGAUAACUCCAAUGAGAACGCAGAAGUGAUAGAAGUGAUGGACACAUAG
Molecule: messenger RNA, 1431 nt
Organism: Oppiella nova
Lineage: Eukaryota; Metazoa; Arthropoda; Arachnida; Sarcoptiformes; Oppiidae
Source: the annotation of a GenBank genome assembly